This is a messenger RNA of Triticum turgidum subsp. durum (durum wheat), 222 nucleotides long. NCBI's taxonomy places the organism in Eukaryota, Viridiplantae, Streptophyta, Magnoliopsida, Poales, Poaceae. The record is from the annotation of a GenBank genome assembly.
AUGGACGCGAGCGUGGAUCGACGUCGCCGUUGUCCGCUCCUCUUCUGCUACUGCUCGGACGCGAACACAAAACUCAGUCGCCGCCGUCCGCUCCUCCUCGCCUCAAGGAUGCGAGCACAUGCCGCCGUCCGCCGGUUGCCGCUCUCCUCUGCCGCCUCAUGGAUGCAAGCGAGGGUCUCCGGCACCAUCGUCCGCUCCACCUCUGCUGCCCCACGGACAUGA